CCUCUCCCUGGAUUCGUACGAGUCACCAGCGCAGGGCCACAAACGGCCCUGCGCUUGUCCUGUAAUCUUUAUUCUUUUUUCAUUCGAUCUUAUAAUCGCGAGAACUUUUUACCGCGAAAUAGGAAAACAAGGCGAAGAUGUCGCGGGCUCGUCGUUUCACCACGCUUGUACGACUUGUUGUACCAGCGACGGCACUGUUCGCCGCGCGGUUGCAGAAACUCUCGCCCCUCGCGGUCUGGUCAUUUGCCACGACUACUUCUUUGCUCCUUCCCCGCGUCGCGGCAACGAAAUCGAAAACACGAGCAACCGCCUCGACAACCGAGGAAGCCGAGAAUUUCGACGCUCUGCUGAAGUUUCUGGAUACGAUGAGCAAGGAAAUCGAUGCGGAGAUCGACCAGACAGAGCAGCUCGUGAAGAAGAAGGAGUGCUUUUGCAAGAAAGAACAAGAGCGGCUCGGUGUGCGGUUGAAAGAAGAAAGAGACGAAAAGAUUCCGGUACUGCAGGCUGAGCUGAAGGAGACGCUCGGGACGCUGGGUCAGCUCAAGAUCGAGAUCCCGGUAUGCGAAGUGAAAUACUGUCGUCCAUGAGAAGUAGAUGACCAGCUCUAUCUGCGAAUUAUGUGCGUGUUCAAAUAGGAGAGAUUACAUAGAUACACCACGCGAUUUGUUGUCAUGUGUUUUUGUACGUGUUUUAUCCACCAUUCAAUCAUCGCAAAAGCGCCGCUGAUGUUGUCAUGUGACGGCGAUUUGACUUCGGAUACCGAGAACUGGAAGAGAAGGUGAAAGACUUACAGACUGAGAAGAAUACGACCAUCACGACGCGGGAAGAGGAAAAAAAGCAAUUUACCAUGGACGAAAAAAAUUUAAACACCUUGAUCCAGACCUGCACAGAAGCGAUCAAGGUUUUGGGGAAAAAAGAAAAAGCUGAAAACAGAGCAGCGGACGACCAGAAGGAAGCGACUGGGGAACAGGAAGUUGCGAAAAGUGCGUUAUUAUCAGUGCAAAAAGCGCUCUUGCAAGGUCAACAUAGCGAUCAAAGAUUAAUAUUUCGGGCAUCAAAAACAGCAGGGAGACCACUUUAUUCAGAAGCCAGCCAGCAACUGCUGCAACAGUCCGCAACCGCUGCUGCACUGGCGAAGAACUCCGACCGAAUACUGGGUAUCAAAUGCAAAAAUGUCUGGGUCUGGAAGAUUGCGAGAUUUGUCAUGCUUGUCUGGCAUGACCAAAAAGUUUGUGAUGCGUGUCCAAGAAGAGACCCUUUUGCCUGUCAUGCACAAACGCAGUUUGUCAUGCGAAAUACGCAACACAAGGAAGCGCAGAUAUUUCUCAUGCUUGCCUAUGCAUUACAGAGCAUUCACUAUUCCCAACGCAGCAUUACAAGUUUCCAGACCCAGACAUUUUUGCAUUUGAUACUGGGAAUGCUGAAGCAAAUGCGGGACAACGCGGAGACCGAGUUGGCCGAGGCGACGGGUAUCAAAUGCAAAUAUGUCUGGGUCUGGAAGAGUCUAAACUUGUGAUGCUGUCUCUGGAUUGGAAAAAGAUUUCUAUUGCAUGACCAGGAAGAGGAGUAGAUUUUGUGCUCCGCGGAGAUGGCAUUUGUCAUGCGGAAUAGGUAUGAGGAAGCGCUCUAAAAAUCUGUGAUGCUACGGCAUGCAUCACAGAUACAUGGCCUUUUGUUCGUUCCCUUCUGCAUUUUUGUCCUUGCUCCCCGAAAGGGGAUUUCCUGUGGGGGGGGGUGCGGGAAGUCAGAAAACAAAUGGCACGAAAGACGCCUGCUAGCGAGCUGAUCAAGAUAAGUAAACUAUUUGACUGUGAUGCCAUGGAAAGGCGUGGCAUUAGUACGACGCCAGUUCCCCCUGCUAGGGGCGAUCGCAGGGUAGUUCUAAUUUGUGCGGGCUGUGUGUAAUGCGGUGGUGCGAUACAAACUACAACAGAGAAAAAGAUCAAGCUCGGGCCGCGCGCGAUGCUCAUCCCAUUCGUUUUUUCCGACGAAUCACUUCCUUCACCAGGGCCUUGCUCAACCCUGGACCAGAACGAGUAGGACAGAGGACCCCAGAGGUAGGCACUGUAGCGGAAAGUUGGAGCAAAACUAAUUUUUUUUGAAAACGAACCCAAUAGGAGCCGACCUGCGUGGAUGGUUACAAAACAGGUAGCUUGACCCCAAAUGGCAAUGAUCAUUGGGAGCAGCAGAGCGCAGCAGGACCCCGGGACUGCAACAGCUCACCCCUGUUUUAACUUAGACAUACGCAGUGCACCGAGUAUGCCACUACCUCGACCCCUCAAGAAAAGAAGUAGCCCCCCCAACUACAAACUCGCCGUCCGCGAUCAGGAUCCCAUGCGUACUAACCAACAUUGUGCGAACCGAGAUCCCGCGGGGCACAGGGUCUGGGCGGCUCGAAGCAGAACGCGCAGCACAAGCGGGAGACAACACAUCCAAAGGUGGGGAUGGUCUCAGGUCGUUCAGGUCCGCCAAGGGUUGCGUCUCGCUAUCAGGGUUUCGCCAACUCCGCGGGGGCGUUGCGGGUAUUUCCCUAAAACACCAAAACCGGCACAAAUUGGGCCGGCAGUCCGGGUAAUUGCUCACCAGCCGGUUUGUAUGACGAAGAAGGUGCUCGACGAAGGAAGAAGUAAGCAUGUAAUUAGCACCUCCGGUUGGUAGAGCGAUCGGCUACCGAGGCACGUCAGGGUGGCGUCGCUACUUCAAUUCAAUUCAAUGGAAAAUAUGCAUGACAAAUCUAGAAAUCUUCCAGACCCAGACAUUUUUACUCUUGAUAGCGGGAGCGGAGAAGCAAAAAGCUGCAUCCACGGCGAAGCUCUUGAGGGCGAAGAACCAGGAACUGAACGCGCUGCAGCAGCAACUAGACGAAAAGAAGGCGAAGUUUUCGGAUUUGAAGGACGACGAGGGGCAGGCGUUUGAGGAGUUGGAGAAUUCGAAAAAAUCAGUAGCGCUGGUGGAGGAAAAUUUACUUGCAAUCAAAACCGACUGCGAUAGUUCCUUAACCGAUUUGAACGAACAGAAGAACAAUUUGUCGUCCGAGCAGGAGUCGUCUCAAGUGCAAAUAUGUCUGGGUCUGGAAGAAUGCAACUUGUGACGCUGCAUUUGGAUUCCAAAAAAAUUUGUAUUGCAUGAGCAGCAAAGGGAAUGCAAUUUUUGCUAUGCGGAGAAAGCAUUUGUCGUGCGGAAUAGGCAGCAAGAACCCCCUCAAAAAAUAUGUGACGCUACGGCAUGCAUCACAGACAUCAUGGAUCAUGCAAAACGUGCAUGACAUCUUCCAGACCCAGACAUAUUUGCAAUUGAUAAGUCGCUUUCAAACGCAGUGAAGAUCCUUGAGGCGGACGAGAUCGAGAAGCAACGGAAGCGCGCUUUGUUUCUCCAGAAACAGAAGAGGUUGAUGGACGAGAAGGAAAGAGAACAACGAGUUAUCGACGCGGAGAUUGAAAAGCGGAGGAGACUGAUCGUCGAAAAAGAAGAGAAGGACGACGCGGCGGCGGAAAGAGAUGAGGAAAGGCGCACAGGAGAUUUGAAAAAAGAGCAAGCGAGCUCGGACAUCAUGCUGAAUGAUUUCGUGGAGAGUGAGAUCACGACGACUUCUGCGGCUGGAGGCGAGAGCGAAGGAAGAACAGGUAGAAGCAGUACUUCUAGCGAUUCCUUCGUGCUGUCCGCUGCUGUGACAAAAAAGUUUGCGUCCGCCAACGCGCUGGCUGACGCCGUGGUUGCGCAAGCGGUUGCGGAAGGAGGUGCGGGAACCGGGGUCGUAUUGUCGCGGAAAAAUGAGAAUGCGAAAGGUCUUCAGGCGUUGCAGGAGAAAGAUGAGAUCGACCACGACACGACCCAACUCGCCUUCAAACACGUAGAUGAAACUCUUUCUGCAGGAGGGCAAAAGAACCGUUUGGGCCGGAGAGCUGUCCGGAGCGGGAAUGACAAGAAGCCACUCUUGCAUCACAAGAGGGGAGGUAAAAACACGCAUAAGGACCACAUGCAAGCAUCCUCUGGCUCAAAGAAGACAAAGAAGAAUCUGCAGAAGAAGACAUCACAAGGCAAAAAUAAAUCUGCUCCCUCUAGUAGUAUUUCUGUGAACAAGAAGAUUAUGAAGUACGACACGAAGAGCCACCGGUUCGUCACGUCCUUCUUGCAAACGAGACAACAAGAAGCGCAAACGAAAGCGGGAACUACAAUUACCUCUUUGCACGAGAUGAAUGCCAUGGUGGACGACAUUAUGAAAGUCCCCAUCCAGAAGAAAAAGAAGAAGCAAAACGAGUUCCAGGAGGUGAUUGCUGCGAGUGAGGUGAUGGCGGAGCAGGUGAACAAAGACCAGCAGCAGCACGAGAAAGAGAAGGAUAGGUGUGAAACCAGCCUGAGAAGUUUGAAGCAAGAAACGGAAAAGAAGCAACUUCUCGUGAAGAACGAAUUCGAAGCGAAGAUCGAGCUUUUGGGGGCGAAAUUUUCCAAGUUGAAGGAGAAAUCCGCCGAUAAGAAGCAGGAACUAGCGGAGCUGAAAGAGGAAAUCAAAGAAUUGGAGGAGGACCGUCUCGCCGAAAACGAGGAGUUUCUGAACGAAGUGGCAAAACAGGCGACCAUGACGCGGGCACUUCGGAAAGCGAUUGCGGCUUUAAAGCAGGCGAAAACAGGCUCGAAGAAAAAUAUUAAACGAAGCAAAUCAAAUACCAGGAGCAAAGCCACCAAACCGCUGGAAGAGCUGCUGGCAAAAACGGAAAAGAAGAUCCAAUCUCUGCAGGUGUUAGAGGAGGGAACCGAGAAAAAAUUUUCGCACGAAAAGUCGAAGGCGGAAGAAGUUUUGAAAGAAGUGAAAAAAGUAUCCAAGAAAAAAACUGUGUUAGUGUAACUUUCUUUGUCUGACAGCAUCACAAAUUUGCUCUACAUGACAGAGAAAACCUGUCAUGCGUGGCUUGUAAGGGAAAAUACACAUGAAAAAAGGACUUCAUGGCUGUGUGGCAUGACAGGUGUAACUCUGUUGCAUGUUUUGCAUUAAAGAGUUACACUUACACAGUUUUUGUCUUGCAUAAAAGGAGAAUGCGGACCUGAAAGCGGCGAAGUCCAGGCUGGAGGAGGAGAAGGAGGCGAAUAUUGUGAGGAAAAAUCCCCCCUCCCCAUAUCGAAAGCGGAAUUUGUGUUGCUGUAUUUGAGUACACAAAUCACAUCUGUCUUGCUAGAGAGGACUGCAGACCCAUAUCAAGCCUGAGCAGAGAUGCUUUGACUUAGGCGCUUAGCAUGAGAAGCGUCCGUGAUGUUGGCUCAACAGCAUGACAAACCGCCUCCAUAAUGGGACGGAAGCUGCUGCCCUUGUCUUCUUGCAACACAAACGUGAUUUGUGACCUCAAAUCAGCAACACAAAUUUUCGAAAACCUACCUCUUCAAUAUGGGGAGGGGGGAUUUUUCCUUGCGAUAGCGAAGGAGAAGGAAUUAGAACUGGCGCAGCAAGAAUUGGAAACGUUAGAAAAAGAGCUACAGGAAACGCAGAAGUCGUGUGCGAAAAUUCUGAUAUCCUUCGACGAGAAGACGAACGAAAGGAAAAACGAGGUGGAAGGGCUAAAAGCGGUGGGGAGGAUUCUUGCGAAUGGUGGGGGAAAGUGAGAGCAAAUAAUUUUCAACCAAAUUUAUUUUUCAUACUGUUUCAAGCUGACUACAAUUCAAGUUUCUGUUUUUU
Messenger RNA from Amoebophrya sp. A120, 5665 nucleotides. The record is from the annotation of a GenBank genome assembly. Lineage: Eukaryota; Dinophyceae; Syndiniales; Amoebophryaceae.